CACAAAGUGAAUCACUAAAUUUUAGUAAUGAAACCACACAUGUAUGACUUCAGAAUUUUAUAAAUAAUGCGAUGUGCAAAGUUCAGGCAUUUUUUAAGUGAAAGUAAUAACAGUAGUUUUACCUUUUUAUGCAAGAUAUACUGACGAAAUAAUUAUAAAGGAGAAUUUUAGAUAUUAAACCUAAAUUUGAUUUGCCAGCCUUUGAAAGAUGCUCAUUCAAAUUUUAUGAUCUUAUUAAGCUACAAUUAAAAAAGGAUCCAUAAAGAAAGGCCAUCAAAAAAUGUACAACUAGAUCAUGAAUUUUUAUAUUAAGAAAACCAAGAAGAGCUUGUUUUUAGGAGAGCAAGAGUAGAUUAAUAGAAUUUUAAGUAAAAAAUAAACUCGAAUAAGUUAUUCU
This is a messenger RNA of Paramecium sonneborni, 397 nucleotides long. Lineage: Eukaryota; Ciliophora; Oligohymenophorea; Peniculida; Parameciidae. The record is from the annotation of a GenBank genome assembly.